This is a messenger RNA of Paraglomus occultum, 1662 nucleotides long. The record is from the annotation of a GenBank genome assembly. NCBI's taxonomy places the organism in Eukaryota, Fungi, Glomeromycota, Glomeromycetes, Paraglomerales, Paraglomeraceae.
AUGAAUCUCCCAUCAUUCAAUAUUCCCAACAGUCUCCCUCAAAUUCAAAUUCGGUCGUCCGCAAAUGACUCAAUCUCACACGCCGACGCUUACCGUCAGGAAACAAUAUCUCACGAUACAAAUUCCGUUGGAAAGAAUGGAGCGAACGUGAUUUUUGAUGAUAAAUUAACUGUCGAAGGGAACGAGUCAAAACAUGGGAAAAAAUUUUCGCUGGGUAUCGGAAAAAAUAAUAUAAAGACAACGUUUAGGCGAAUUGGUCAUAACUUUCGAAAGUUUCUCAGGUUCGCUGGACCCGGAUAUCUCAUUGCUGUUGGUUAUCUCGAUCCUGGAAAUUGGGCGACUGAUCUGUCGGGUGAGCGUUUGGGAUUGUCUGUAAAAUUGGGUGUUGUUACUGGACUAGAUCUUGCAAGUGCGUGCCGUAUGUUUUUUAACAAGUGGACGAAUUACGUGCUAUAUAUCCUCUGCGAGUUAGCUAUAAUCGCAUGUGACCUCGCUGAAGUUAUCGGAAGUGCCAUUGCGUUGAACCUACUCUUCAAAAUACCCCUGCCAUGGGGCGUUGCAAUAACCGCGACAGACGUCAUGUUCCUUCUUCUCUUCUACAGGGACGACAGCUUGGGAGCUGCUCGCAUGUUGGAGACUCUGGUGAUGUUCCUCGUCGGUACGGUCGGGGCGUGUUUCAUCUUGGAAUUAAUAUACUCGAAACCGGAUUCUGUUGACGUGUUACGAGGAUAUUUACCCAGCAUUGGCAUCUUUACCAAUGCUGAGCAAUUGUACGUUGCAAUUGGCAUUAUUGGUGCUACAGUGAUGCCUCAUAAUAUCUAUUUACAUUCUCACCUCGUAAAGGUACGCAAGAAUAAAGAACAGCUAGACGGAUUCAACGCCAUGAUUAACAAAGAGGAGGAUGGGGAGGCUCCCCAGACUACUGCAGAAAUAUUCAAGAAAGUCACUUAUUCAACCAUAAAAAUGUCGAUCCUGGACUCUUCAGUGGCCUUGACCUUUGCGUUAUUUGUCAAUUCGGCCAUUCUUAUUGUCGCUGCUGCAAACUUUUACUAUUCUGAGACGCAGCACGAAGUAGCCGACUUGUUCGAUGCGCAUCAGUUGUUAUCUCGCUAUCUUAGUCCAGCUGCUGGAAUAUUAUUUGCAUUGGCACUGUUGAUUGCCGGACAGUCGUCCACUCUGACUGCUACAAUGGCCGGGCAGGUGGUCAUGGAGGGUUUCACCGGUUGGUAUAUUCGACCAUGGUUGAGGAGAUUAAUCACACGCGGGCUGGCUAUUAUUCCUGCUAUGGUCAUUGCUAUUAUCAAAGGGUCUAGUGGACUUAAUAGUUUACUUGUUGCGUCACAAGUAGCAUUGUCCAUUCAACUGCCAUUUGCUGUUAUUCCUCUCGUCUAUUUCACGGCUCAUCCAAAGAUAAUGAGGAUUGAUACUGAAAGCGUCAAGAAGAAGCUGCUGAGUGACGUUAACCGAACGGACAAUGAUAGAUCGAAUGAAAACACUGGAUCGGAUAAUGACUUGUCGGGUGAUAACAAGGACGCUGUCGUGGAUUUCCGUAAUUCUUUGUGGCUUACUGUUAUCGCCUGCAUAGUUAGUCUCAUAAUAUUAGGACUGGACUGUUAUCUCGUUGUUACUACUAUUAAAAAUGCGAUCGUGGGAGGGGAAUGA